AUGGUACGUCCACUAAUUACGUUUACGUUUACGUUUACGUUUACCGAUGAUCAAACUUGUUCACUUUGCUAUGAGUAUCAAGACACUCAUCACAGAUCUUCUCAUCGAUGACAAGCCUUGCAAGUCAAUCUAAUUCAUGAGAUGAAUUCUUUUUGUACUGUUAGGUCAUCGAAUGCAAUCUGCGUGCAUCUCGCUCGUUUCCAUUCGUAUCCAAGACAGUGGGAACGGACUUCAUAGGUGUGGCAACAAAGAUCAUGGUGGACUAUCCCCUGCAAGAACAUACACUUCCCCAUCUGGACACUCCCCUGCAGCCAUCUGGAUAUGUGGGCAUCAAGGUUUGUCCGCGCAUUCUAUUCUGGUUAUUCUGUUUACACUUUUUAUCAGCAACUGCGGCAGGACUAGCUUGACUGCUGGGCGGGAAGUCGCGGGUUCGAUCCCCGGGGCAGACCAAUAUUCGGGAUCCUAAAAUAACUGAGAAAUGAAGGUACUGCCUUUGCCCUGCAGACGGCUAUAACCUGACAUGGCUUAGAUGACCACGUAGAAAUGGUGGCCCGUGAUUUCAACUCGGGACGACCGAGAAACGAUUUCAGGUAGAGGUCCGAGAGGAAUUCGAACCCAGAAGUUCGACUCGUAAACCACUCGGCCCACUCUUGGACAACCUUGACAACUAGUUCCUAUUUCUUAACUCGUUGGGUAUUCUUUUCAGGCGCCAAUGUUUUCAUGGCCUCGGCUGCGUGACGCCGAUCCACUGUUGAAAUGUGAAAUGGCUUCCACUGGCGAGGUAAGAACAAAAAAGAAUUGCUGUAGGCAGUAAUUGACUGUAACCGCAAACUUUGACUCUUUGAACAUAACUUUCGCGCCAAAAUCGUUGUUCCAACUAACUUACUUUGGCGUCGUUUCCCUGCAGGUUGCUUGUUUUGGCGCGAAUGUUCAUCAGGCGUUUCUCAAGGCUUUGAUGUCAACUGGCUUCCGGCUUCCUAAGAAAGGCAUUCUGAUUGGUAUUCAGGUACGUUGAUUGACACCCUAGCGCUGCUCUCAUUCAAUCAGGCACGUGGGUCAUUGUGCAAUUUGAUUUCCCCACCCGUAAAAAACGUCUGUACCUUUAAGUUAAUCACAAGAUUUCUCUAGGGAGUAGACAAGAUUUGUUUUAUUCUCACGUCAUCUAAGCCCCCCUCCCACCCGACCCCCCUACAUGUAGGAAUCUCGCCCCAGUUCUACUCCCUCUCCACAGACCCUUCAUCUAACAGCUGACACUUGAACACAAGACUAUCUUUCUCGACUGAAUCCAUUCCACGAAAAAAACUAUGUAAGAAGUCGAGGAUAAUUGAAAAGUUUCAUUCAUGCCUCUAAACUUUAUUUUGUCAAUCCAAGCGUCGAGUUGGUGCCUUUGGUUUCAGAAAUACGGAAAGGUUGGCAGCUCGGGUUAUCGUAGGCUUGCGUUUUAACUAAAGUGAGAAGGGACACACUAUUUAGCCAGACAACUUCGUAAUCGUUGUAACGCCAAGGCUAGAUGAUCGUGAGUUUUAUAUACAUUAAUUUAAUGGCUUUAUAUUUUCAUUUUUUGAACAGCAAUCCUUGCAACCGAAGUUCCUUCCAACAGCAAACAAGCUGCAUAAACUGGGAUUCACGCUGUACGCUACGGAAGCCACCUCGCAGUAUCUGAAUGAACACAAUAUUCCAGCUCAGCCAGUAGAAUGGCCGCUUCACAGUGCUGGAGUAAACUCGACAGCUACCAGGUAGAUUUUAGUCACUGCUUAUAACCGUACAUGCCUCUUGAAUAAAAAAAAAUCAUUUUUUUUCUUCGUUACUUACGAACUCAGUUCCCUUAACUCUUAGAAAAGCUGCCACAGUUAACCUUCUUAGGAGAAAAACUAGCUGUUUUCAUCUCAGAGGGUGGAGGGCGAGUUAGUUUUCCUCUGUUUGUCUACGUAGUAGUUUUCGUAUUAUCUUUAAAACUGCAGUUCGAAGUUCGCGUAAACGCCAACAAUACAAAAUUGGAUUAAUUGACGAGUUCAUAAACAGCACAGUAUUUGUCAACUCCCACUCCUGUCUCUGAAGUCUGCUGUGAAUAGUUAAAACAACUAUUCCUGUGAACAUUGGAAAAUAACACAGAAUCAUACAGAUGUAAUAUAUAAAAGUGUUUAAAGCACUUCUCUUCCAUCGCGCGAUGUUCAGGUUGUGAUCAGAACUGACAUUUCGCACUGUCUGCUGUUGAAAAUGAAUUAGAAGCUGAUGUCUACGAACAAUUUGAUAAAUUCUGAUGUACAAAACAGUAGAAACCAAGAAGCAAAUGGCAAUUGCAGGGACAAAGGCUAUCCUCGCGUAGGUUCUGUUCCAUACGUAAAGACAUGAUGCAGAGAACAUCAAGAACCAAAGAGUUAGGGAUGUGCAUAUUGCGCGCUUAUUCGUCAUCAGAUUCGGGUAUCGCAGAUGAUAAUGAAGAGCAAAAAACCGAUCUAAGCUUAUCGCUGUCAUUAGGGAGCUUAAGCAGCAACGUUUUUGAGCGACGCACGUCAACCGGAAGUGGCCUUUUUUCAAAUUUUGACGGUGGUUUCGCGCAAAUUUUCAGUCAAAUCGCCUCUAUAACAGUAAAGAAGCUAAGGAAUACAAAUUUUAUAUCAUCAAGGCAUGUUAAGAGGGAAAAUACCUCACUUCCGGUUGACGUGCGUCGCUCAAAAACGUCGCUGCUUAAGCUCCCUAUUGUACACAAAGAAACACCACAGCCUAAAGACGAUAAAGCGUCGAAUGCAUCUUUAAAUCCCUGUUCAGGGUUAAGUUGAUAUGCAAUGUAAACCGGUUGUACCACCAAGCCAACAAGAAGAUCUGAGACAGCGAGACUGCACAAGAACAGUAUGGAAGGUGAACGAAGAGAAGGAGUUGUUAAUAUGGCGACCAGCACGAAAACGUUCCCAAUGAUCGAUGGGGGCAUUAGCAGAACAUUAAGCAGACAAUUCGUCACGAUAAAAAUAUCCAUCCUCUUUCAGAUUUUUGGCUCGAGCGGUAGCAAGUAAAGUUUCAUAGUUUAAGGUUUCCCCGUGAUAAGAAUUUAAUACACCACGAAAAUGAGGCGACUGAAAGACAAAUAUCAAUAACUUGUGGUGCUCCGUGUCAUUUUAAAAGCAUUUGUCCCUUUUUGAUUCAUCCCCUUCAUAGCAAGUGUAAUCAAACUCCCUGCAAAGUUGAAUUGAGAAAAACGCACAGGGACAAUACCUUUUAAAUUAUUUCCACCCAACGUGAUUACACUGGUUGAUAGCAAUAUAACUGGCUUUGUUUUGUCCCUUUGCAAUAAAAAGAAAUAUAAUGAGAAAUUGCUUAGAAAUCUUAUCUAAACAGUGUUGACAAUUAUUGCUGUGGCCACUAAAGGGAACGAGAGGUCGUGUUUUUUUAAUAACCGCUUUUCUAUACCCGGGCAAUAUAAUACAAAGGUACAUUGUACAGAAAUAAUAUUAUUUUGCCUUUUAAAAAUGAACAUCUGCUAGGACAGAAAUUUAAAUAUGCUUCCUUAACCAGGCUUGUUCCGUCAAUCUAUUAUUUUUUCCGUUUAUUUGUUAUAUUUUAUUAUUUAAUUGAUUUAUUUUGUGGACAGAGACAAAGCCAAUUUUUAGCUAUCUUGAUCAAAAAAGCAUGGUCAUUAAAAGAACCUCCAAAUAUGCUCUUGCGGUAAAAAGCGGUUAAACCCGAGUGGGCAAAAUACGUUGAAACUUCUUUAUAACAGAAAUUUGUGGAAAAAACCUUUAUAUAAACAGGGUGUCAAGCGUCCUAUAUAUUCCUAUAAAAUCCUAUAAAGUCCUAUUUUUUCAGACUUGUCCUAUAAACUCCUAUAAAUUGAGGUAAAUCCUAUAUUUUCCUAUAUUUUAAGCCUUCUUGUAAAAAAAAGAAUAUUCAAGAAAUGUAAAAGUUGUAUUGGCGUUUAAAAUCCACAAUCCAGGAGAUUUUUUGUCACAAAUAUCUGUUAGAAACAGCUUAGAAAGCAAAUUGCCCAAUUUGCACUCUUGCAAUGCAUUGUGGGUUGACUGUGGGGGGUCUUUCUGGCUGCCAUGUUGGUGUUGAGAGGUGAGUUUAUAUUUUACAUCCAUUUCCAUCCUCUUUGUAUUCUAACAAUAGCUGUUUAUCAUGGUAAAAUGGGGUUGACAGACCUGCGCGGCUCCUGCUGUGUGACCGUUGUGUUGUUAUAAGCCUUUACAGUUUUGCUUUAACAAGCAUGUCUUUAAGCGACUUUCCUUUUCUAUAAGAGAUCAAGGGAGGUUCCUUUAACAGCUGCCACCUACCAGGCGUUAAAAAAGGUUUUGUCAAAGGAGAGGCUCUUAGACUUCUAAGAACUAACUCUUCUAAAGUCAUAUUUGACAAGAAUAUUAAAAACUUUAAAACACGCCUUAUCUCGAGAGGCUACCCAGAGAGUAUGGUAGAAAAGAUCCUCUCAGAAGUUAAAUAUGCAGAUAGAGCGACAGCUCUGACACAAAAACAGAAAGCGCAAAAAAUGCUUUUACCCUUUGUCACGCAAUUUCAACCGUCAUUACCAGGUUUGAAAAACAUACUAAUGGAAAAAUGGCAUUUAAUAGAAAACCAGCCACUACUCAGAGAGAUAUUCAAGGAACCUCCCUUGAUCUCUUAUAGAAAAGGAAAGUCGCUUAAAGACAUGCUUGUUAAAGCAAAACUGUAAAGGCUUAUAACAACACAACGGUCACACAGCAGGAGCCGCGCAGGUCUGUCAACCCCAUUUUACCAUGUGUUGAGUUAUUUGGCCUUGUAGCAUAUAAAUUUCCUUGCUUGUUACUUGCAUUCACAAAAGUGUCAGUACUGAGUUUUGAACUCGAACCAGUUUAUAUUGUUUAUAUUGUUGAACUGAAAGGAUGUCAGAUUGCCCUUCUUAUUGAUCUCACAAGCCGAAGAACGUAUUGUUAGUAAGAUGAGGUAAUGAUUCCAGAAAAAAAAAAAUAAAGAGAUUUUUGAAACCGAAAAAGUGUCUUUCUUUUAUUGACUUUCAAUUGGCAACAUAUAAAUAAUGAUAUUAAAUUGUCUUAAAACUAAAGAACCUUACGUUGGGCCUAAAAGUGACUGUCAGAUUAGUCCUAUAUUUUUGCAGUUUUGGUGGGUUUUGUCCUAUAUUUUCAGGUUGUUGAGUCCUAUAUUCCUAUAUUUUUGGACCCCUAAAGUGCUUGACACCCUGUAUAAAGAACCCUUGGUUACAGCCAUUCCCAGUCCCUUAGCCAUCUUGCCCUCUAAAACAGACGAAUCAUAACACACCAUUCAUUUCAUCUUGGCUGAGCAGCCGUAUAGCAAUAGUUGUUAGGGAGUUUAAGAUGUCACUACGGCGACGGCAACGAGAACGUCAAAAAGCAAUAGGUUUAGGUUAGCAAAACAACAACUUCGCACGUGCAUUGCGCUUUUUUGUACAUUUCUUUGCCGUCACUGCACGACUACGACGUGAAUUGCCUAAUUUCACGUUUUAUCGACAACGUGAACAUACGACGACGAAUUUCUCUUUCUCUCUUUAAACUUUAAUAUCUUUUUUUAGGAAUUCAAAUCCAGGAAAGUUUUCCUACAUUAGACAAAGUGAGCGAGUUGUGAUAAUCGCGCUACAGUUUAAAGAACAUGAAGUCACUUUUUAAGUGGCGUUUUCUGCCGCCGUCGCCAUGGUAUCUUAAGCGACGGACCAUUAGAAAAGUUAUGGGGGUGUGGGAUAUUUUCGAGCCACAGGAAUUUUUUUUCAUUAUCAAAUUCCAGGUAUGAUUUUUUUUAGGCCGUAGCAUGAAUAUUUUUUAGGGUUAAUUGGCGUGCACGAAUUUUUUUCAUUUAAUUUUCCUUUGCGCGAAUAUUUUUUUUGUUCUUCGCCCCCCCAUAAGUUUUCUAAUGGUCCGUCCCUAAACUCCCUGUUAUUGCAGUUGUCGGCGGGUCAUUAUGCAUAAGUUCCGUUAUCUUGUGUCUCACGAGAGAAACUCCGCUAUUCAUCGUGAUGUUUCGGCCGCUCACAGCUGUUCUUCAUCAUGCGAUGUUGUCAUGUUGUAGAUUGAUCCAGGACAAAGUCGUGGACCUCGUCAUCAACCUGCCCAAUCAGAACACAAAGUACAUCAAGGACAAUUACCUUAUAAGGAGAGCGUCUAUCGACACCGGUGUCCCGCUCAUCACAAACUUAGAGGUAUGACGUCAUUCUUCUUUUCAGGUAGCAACCGUCCAAUGGCCAGAUCUGGACACCUAAGAACCACCUUAUUCAGAAUAAUAAACAGCACUACUGGAGAGUGCUGCUUAAUAGCUUUCAUUUGAAUGGUCACACCAUAGGACUUCAUCCACAGACUCAAACGUUAGAACCACCUUGCACAGCAUAAUAAACAGUACCACAGUAAAGCAACGAGCCAACUGCUCUCGAGCGCCCGCAACUUUUCCUUCCACGUUUAAUAUUUCAUUUCCUUUGUCGCGUUUAAUCUUCAUUUCCUGUCACUUGUCUGUUUAGGUUGUAAAGAUGUUUGCUGAAUCUCUCUCUGGUGCUGGCAAAAUAGAAGCGACAUCUUUAUUUCAUUACCAGAAGUCUUCCAAAAGAAAAGCCACUCCUUGA
Porites lobata is the source of this 6550-nucleotide messenger RNA. The record is from the annotation of a GenBank genome assembly. NCBI's taxonomy places the organism in Eukaryota, Metazoa, Cnidaria, Anthozoa, Scleractinia, Poritidae.